Molecule: messenger RNA, 1080 nt
Organism: Spodoptera frugiperda (fall armyworm)
Lineage: Eukaryota; Metazoa; Arthropoda; Insecta; Lepidoptera; Noctuidae
Product: eukaryotic translation initiation factor 4 gamma-like
Exons: 2
Coding region: 128-1015 (295 amino acids)
Source: RefSeq, a predicted model, not a curated record
UUGGAUAGCCAUUAUUUUCUUCUAUUUUAACGACUUCACCCAUCACUUGUUACUAAACACCAUAGCAAAUGCUUGACUCUAGUUAAUCAGAAUUAAAACUCAAGAUGCUCUUAUAAAUAAAUCAAAAAUGCAUUUUAUUCUGCUAGGCUUCUUUAUUUUUAAGUUACAAACAACAGUAGCCCAAUACCCAACUCAUACAGAUUUACAAAAAGUCGGUGAGGUUAUAUUCAACAAUGAAAAGUACAGCGUUUUGAAACCAACGGAGCACGUGGUCACGGAUUAUUUCAAGGACUUCAUGCUGAGACGAGAGAAUAUCAACUUCCCAACAAAAAGGGUAUUUAUAGACAACAAUGGGUUCAGGCACGCUUGGUCAGGUUUCGAAAACAAAGUCCAAAGUUUAAGAAAGACGGACUUGAAAAAUGUAGUAUUGAAUUCCGAAAAUUUCACGGAUAGUGUCAGUACUGAGAAAGGUUCUAUCAACGUGACAUCUACCGAAGUAGCUCAAAACACUACUGAAGCGGCUGAAACUACAAGCAAAGCUAUUGAAACUAAUAUAGAAACGGUACAAUCAAGCACUAAAACGCCUGUGUCUACUACUGAAGCUGUUAAAACAACUACUGAUACGACUGAAACCACAACUGACGCAAAUGUACCAACAACUGAAGUAAUUGAAACUACAGCCAAAAGCAAUAACAAUAUAACUAGUAAAGAAACUCCUAUGAACUUGAAUAACCAGGACAACGCUACAGAAAGUGAGACUGAGGAAUCAGAAGAGAAAUCACUAGAAAGUGUCACUAAAGUACCGAAUAGUGUGGACACUACAACGUUUAGGGUGUUAUUCAGAGCGUCGAUACAAAGUAAUACCAACAUCACAGUGACUACUAAUGAGAAAAUACAAGGGCGUCAAGGGAAGAAUAAAACUGAAACUAAGCCCACCAAUGAAAGGACUGUAGUUCAGACGACCUUCUUUUGCCCAUUCUUCGGCAUUAUAACCAUGUCUGGAUUUGUCGACUGAGACUAUCAUUGACCAAUGAUUUUGAGAAUUAUUUUUGUAAUAAAGAUUUUAGUAGGAUGUGAUUU